GCGUUUAGCACGAGCUCGGAAACGCUUUUGGUUCUUUGGGCUAACCAACAAUGAGUGCUGCUACUGCUGCCAAAGCCCCUCGGGCUCUCUCGUCCAUGCGCGGUUGGCGCAGUCCACCGCGCAUUCGCCAACCUCUCCGCAAGGAUGAGGAACGUCUACCUAUUCCCCACGUUGACCUCGUCGUCGGUCAAACGCACCAUUCUCGUGUAGGCGACCACUACCACAAUACCCUCGCCGACGACCUCCUCUACAUGACAUACACCCACGAACUCGGCGAGCGCAAGCCACCACGGCAGAUUCGCCUCCGCUUCGACCCGGACGACCCAUAUGUCGUGCACCGCAAGAACCUACCCGUUGGUGGUGACCAUCGCCAGCUUGCCCAACUCCCGCCGGCGAUGACACCGGACAACGUCGUUCGUCUCGAACGCAUUGUGCUGCACUCUAUGCAGAAGGAGGCCGUCAAUAACCGCAGCUCGCUCCUUGGUGUCAUCGAAGCAUUUCGCGCAAUAAGCGGCAAAAACGAUGCAGGGGGUGGACGAGCGAAAGGCUCGGGUGUGCAGAUUGUCCAUGCGAAGAAGAACGUCGGCGGUUGGGCGCGGGCAGGCAUACCCACCGGUGUCGUGGUGGACAUCGAAGGUGCCCCCAUGUACGACUUCGUCAGCACCCUCGUUGAGUUCGUUCUCCCGCGUUUGCGCGAAUUCAACGGUAUCACCCUCCCUGCACCCUCUGCGAGCACGCAGUCGCCCAGCUCCAUCGCAGGCGUCGUGUCAUUCGGUCUGCCACCAGAUGCCAUGGCGCUCUUCCCCCAGAUCGAGGUGAACAUGGACAUGUAUCCCAAGAUGUACGGCAUGCACGUUCAGUUCAUCACCAAUGCCGUCGGCCUUGGUGCCCAAAAGCGGGCUCAAGCACUCCUCUCUGGUUUCCAGAUCCCAUUCGCUCGCAAAUAGAGCCUUAGACGCGCCAUCUUAGUUGCAUACUGACACGUUAAUAACUGCAUAUAUCUAUAAUACUCUGCCCGCAAUCACAUCAUGACUUUGCUAAAUCUGAUACGCGCGUUUGUGGCCACGGUCGGACGAAAGUCUGGAGUUAAAGUGUCAUGAAACUAUCGAUGCCAUAUCUUGUUCAACUGCGCCGUUGUGUGCAACGUGCGAUAAUCCUGGAUAACCCCAACGGCCAGUACAACAUAGAAUUGCCCAUUGUCUGGUGGAUGCGUGUGUGGCUAUCGCCAAAAUGGCCGUAAUUAGUGAGCGACCUACGUACAUGUUGCGUGCAUGUAUCCGAAAACAGAGCGUAUCAAUUCCAAAA
This is a messenger RNA of Coniophora puteana RWD-64-598 SS2, 1305 nucleotides long. RefSeq names its product mitochondrial 50S ribosomal protein L5. Lineage: Eukaryota; Fungi; Basidiomycota; Agaricomycetes; Boletales; Coniophoraceae. The coding region runs from base 51 to 947 and encodes 298 amino acids. The transcript is spliced from 3 exons. The record is from RefSeq and is a predicted model, not a curated record. Gene Ontology annotation, biological process: translation. Gene Ontology annotation, molecular function: RNA binding; structural constituent of ribosome. Gene Ontology annotation, cellular component: ribosome; cytosolic large ribosomal subunit.